Lichtheimia ornata is the source of this 627-nucleotide messenger RNA. RefSeq lists its product as uncharacterized. The transcript has 9 exons. The coding region runs from base 1 to 627 and encodes 208 amino acids. Gene Ontology annotation, cellular component: Golgi apparatus. Gene Ontology annotation, molecular function: GTP binding; GTPase activity. The record is from RefSeq and is a predicted model, not a curated record. Lineage: Eukaryota; Fungi; Mucoromycota; Mucoromycetes; Mucorales; Lichtheimiaceae.
AUGUCUACUUACAACUAUAUUAUCAAGUACAUUAUCGUAGGCGACUCCGGUGUUGGCAAGUCUUGUCUACUGCUACAAUUCACUGACAAACGAUUCUAUUCGGGACGUGAGCUGACGAUCGGAGUCGAAUUUGGUACCAAGUUUAUUACUGUCGAUGACAAGCAAAUCAAGCUUCAAAUAUGGGAUACGGCUGGUCAAGAAAGCUUCAGGAGUAUCACCCAAAGUUAUUACCGUGGAGCUGCUGGUGCUUUGUUAGUAUACGACAUAUCAAGGAGGGAAUCUUUUGAGCAUAUACCUACAUGGCUUGCUGAUGUUCGAAAACACGCCAACCCAAAUACUACGAUUAUGUUGAUUGGCAACAAAAGUGAUCUCGAUCAUCGUAAGCGACAAGUGACAACCGAAGAGGCACAGCGGUUCGCAGAAGAAAAUGAUAUCCCACUAUUCCUGGAAACAUCAGCCAAAAGUGCAGACAAUGUGGAAGAGGCCUUUGUAAAGACAGCAGAAAAGGUGUAUGAAAAGAUACAAGCAGGAGUCUUUGCUAACAAUGAGACAUCCGGCAUUCGAUUGGGAUCGGCUCAAAACAGCGCACUUGCUGAAGAAUCCCAAGCAAGCUGUUGCUCUACGUAG